Molecule: messenger RNA, 13315 nt
Organism: Colossoma macropomum (tambaqui)
Lineage: Eukaryota; Metazoa; Chordata; Actinopteri; Characiformes; Serrasalmidae
Gene: sacs2
Product: sacsin
Exons: 8
Coding region: 217-13044 (4275 amino acids)
Source: RefSeq, a predicted model, not a curated record
CUUCUCAGGAAACGGAGAUGGAAACUGAAGCAGCGGCUAAAAGGAGGACGGCUGUUUCACAGUAAACCGAAACUCGUCUCUCAUCCUCUGGUUUCUCCACCGCAGCCUGGCUCACCACUUCUCACCGGGACGCGGCGGGGAUGGUCUCCUCUCAGUAUCAGCAGCAGCGGGUGAAGACCACCGAGACAGAGAGGAGGUCAUAAAGGUGGAACAACGAUGAGUCUGUCAGGAAAACAGAGGAAGAAAAAAAACGCAUUUGGGGCUACAUCCCCACCUUUCAUUGACUACUUGAAGGAGAUUCUGAGACGGUAUCCUGAUGGAGGACAGAUAUUGAAGGAGUUAAUACAGAACGCAGACGAUGCAGGAGCUUCAGAAACCGUGUUCAUCUACGACGAGAGAAGAUACGGCACUCACAGCGUGUGGAGCGAAGCUCUCGGGAAGUACCAAGGACCUGCUCUCUACGCUUUCAAUGAUGCAGCGUUUACUGAGGAAGACUGGGAGGGCAUUCAGCGAGCAGGAAGAAGCAUCAAGCAAGACGAUCCAACCAAAGUGGGGAGAUUUGGGAUCGGCUUCAACUCUGUUUACCAUGUCACAGACUUGCCAUGCGUAUUCAGUUCCAAACACCUUGCUGUUUUUGACCCACAAAAGACAAUGUUCGAUGAUGAGCAGGAGGGCUACCGAUGGUCACUGGAUGAUGAGGAGGAUAGAAAGCACCUUCUGGAAUACACAGAUCAGUUCAAGCCUUUUCAAGAUAUUGUUGGUCUGGUCUGCGACUGUGCUUGGGAGAAAAUCAUCAGUGAGCAUUACUUCAAGGGAACACUUUUUCGAUUUCCGCUUCGCAGUGAAGCUUCUGAGAUUUCCGAUAAUUUAUACGACUCCUUGAAGGUUGUGCAACUCUUUGACAGUUUCAUCGCAGAUGCCGAAAUCAGCCUUCUCUUUCUGAGAAAUGUGACAUCCAUUUCUUUGAUGCACAUUGACACGAAUGGCACUGUCAACAUUAGGAUGAAAGUUUCUGUCUCAUCUUCUUCAAGUCCUCUCCCUCAAGACAGCAAGGCGCAUGAUUUCCUGAGAGAAUAUGUAGAAGGUGUAACCAGCUUUAAAACUGUGUCCUGUGUUUCACCGUCUGAGCCUGAAACAAAGACCAAGUGGCUAGUGACGACCUGUCUCCUAACGGAAGGACGUGUACCGGAGAUUGACACCCUUGCUGACAAGCUGAGUUUUCAUCCUCAGGUUGAUGUAGCAUUUCAGUGCGGCGAAAUCAAAACGGGUGUCACUGGAAGACUGAGCUGCUUUCUGCCCCUUCCAAACAAUGAGACAAAUAACACAGGCCUCCCUGUUCAUGUUAACGCAUGCUUUGGCCUUACGGACAACCGAAGGUACAUCAAGUGGCAGGAGGAGGACCAGAAGAACGAUGAAUCGGCAAUGUGGAAUGAGCUGCUAAAGAAUGAAGUUCUUCCUCAUGUAUAUCUCAAGAUAAUCCAGGACGCCAUUCAAUUUUCCAGAAAGUCAAUGCUGCCCGUCAGCACUGUGUACAGUCUUUGGCCUGACCUGAGCAAGACUGAACAAAGGGACCGAUGGCAUGAGGUUGCAAUGGAGGUUUAUAAACAGUUAUUCACAGGUAAAAACAUCUUUUCUCUUGCUGCAGAUGAGGAAGGCUGGGUGGCUGCUUCAGAGGCUGUUUUCCCAACCAACAAUACGGACACAGACACAAUGUCAGCAGUUGCACGGUUAUUGAUUGCAGAAAGAGAAAACCUUGUCACUGUUCCUGAACAUGUAUUGAAAGCUAUACAGAGAGCUUUCCCCGAACCUGCAACUCUGCAAUGGGUGACACCGUGCUUUGUUAGAACUGUGCUCCGCAAAACUGAGAUUGGAAAUGUCUCUAAGGAUGACAAACUGUCCCUCUUGGAGUAUGUGCUCAGUGAUGGGAAGUAUGAGGAGCUACAUGAUCUGCAGCUUCUGCCACUUAGUGAUGGAAGUUUCAGGUCAUUUACCAAUGAAGAGGAGGACACAGCUUUGAUUGACAAUGAGGAUUUCUCAAGAAUGCUGCUGCCUUUUUGCAAAGAGAGAUUUUUGCGUGAUGACCUGAACACAAUCGAUCAUCUCAGACAAAUGGCCAUGACAAAUCCAGACCUGUACAAAAUAAUUAAUUUGGAUGCAAAGAACGUUGUAAUGUUUGCCAAGGAAUACUUACCCAGAGACUGGAAAGAGACUCAAGGUCAUGUGAAAUGGAAUUAUGCUAAAGAUGGUCAUCCACCAAAGACAUGGCUGACAGAAUUCUGGAAAUUUCUGAAUGCUCACUGGGAGGAGUUAAAUGAGUUCAUUGGCAUGCCUUUAAUACCUCUGGAACCACUUAAAAAAACAAGCAGUUCUACACUGUUAGCAAAGUUGGAGAAGAAUCCCACUUUGAUCUUUCAGAGCAGCAGAGAGUCCACCUUGCCAGAUCAAAUUCAGAAGGUGGUGAAGGUAGUGGGAGGCACAGUCAUUAAGAAAGAUGAAUGUCUCAAGCACCAUGACAUUGAAAGUUAUGUUCUCACAACUUCACCAAAGAACAUACUGCAAGUACUUUUGAACUUAGACAGUGACAAGGUCAUUAGCGGCAUUGCUUCUGCUUCACUUCAUGAAAAAGAAGAGUUUAAAACAUAUAUCUCUUCUAUGGAUUGUAUCUGUGAUGCUGAAAAUCAGUUACUAUCAGCUCUGCCUCUCUUCAGAUUAAUGUCUGGAAAAUAUGUUGCUGUCGAGUCAAGACAGGCAGUUAUUUUAAAGUCUAACCCACCCAUCCCAACAGAUUUGCCUGUGCCGGAGACCAUUGUGCAGUGCGCAAAUGAAGCAGACCGUAGACUUUUGAUACUCCUAAAGGUUGACCUUCUGGAUGCAGCUCAGCUGGCUAUUCACUUAGUAGGCUGCAUUGAAAGAAAGGCUUUCAACAAAGAGGAGGAACAGAAAAUAAUGACUUGGAUACUGGAUCAUGGAAAUGUCCUACUCUCACAAAGUGAGGAACUGCUCAGGAAAAGUAGGAAUCUCAGUUUCAUUGAAACGGAACACGCGGAGCGCAAGCAACCAUCAAGUGUCCUCGAUCCCACAAAUAAAAUCUUCCAAGAUCUUUUUGAGGAAGAUUUCUUUCCUCCACAAGUGUACAGGACCCACGUGAUUCUUCAGAGCUUGAAACAACUUGGUUUACGAACAAAAGAAGAAGAAAUAUCCCCAACAGAUAUUCUUCAUGUUGCCUCACAAAUUCAAAAGCUCCAUAUCCACUCUCGAAAUAAGGCUUUCAAAAAGGCGGACGCUCUUGUAGGAGUAUUAAACAGAAAUGACUUGCUUUCAAAAUUUUCUGAGGAAGAAAGAGGAGACCUUCUUCAAAUGCAGUGGGUGCCUUGUGAAAAUCCAAAUUCAGUAAGCCGUAACAGUAAGAACAGUCAGAAGAGGGGUCUUUAUAAACCAUCUGAAAUAAGGGCUUCAAAAUACUUUGCUAUUGUGGGGCAUGUCAUGCCACUUACCUCGGAGCUAAGGGAGGGUGUCUGCCAAAAACUUGAUCUUUUUAUCCCUCCUCCAGCUGAAAAGGUCUUGGAGAACCUUUGUGUACUGGGAUCAAUGGCUCCACUGCUGGUCAACCCAGAUUCGGAUUAUGAAUUUAAGAAUAAGGUACACAGCACUUACAAAUUCAUGCAGGAACACACUGAAUAUUUCAGAGAGGAGAUGAACAAGAAAUGCAUUGCUUGGCUCUGGUGCCAGAAUGAGUUUGUCUCACCUCGGGAUGUAGUGCUGGUCUAUCCGGAUGAAUUAGAUCUCAGCCUUUACAUCAAGAAAGUACCAGAGGAAUUUUUGCAGUAUGCUGACAUGCUGAAAGAAUUUGGUGUAAAGGAGACACUCUCUGAUGAGGAGAUCCAAGACAUAUUCCAUGACAUAAAACAAAGCAUUGAUGAUAGAGAUCCACCUUUUGGGGAGCCCUCUGAACUUAAGGUGUCAAUAGCCAUCCUUGAUUGGAUGCGGAAGAAUGAAAAACCUUUGAAGACCAAUACACCUGUGCCUGUCCGAGCAGAAAACCAAAACUUCACCCUAGAGCCUCUGAAGAACACGGUUUACUGUGACAUCAGUGAUGAAGGGUUAGAGGACCUGAGACAAGACAAGGAGGAGUUCCAUGUAAUUCAUGAAGAGGUACUAGGUCUCACAGCUAAAUGGCUCAAAGUUCCUUUCCUAAGUACCCGUAUUUUAAAACCACAGUUCAUAAGAGCUGAAGAAGAGUGUCCAGGAAUUGAGCAGUGUGGGCAGACAGAACCAAUUACUCAGAGAAUCAAAAACAUACUUAAAGAGUAUGACGAGGUUAGUGACAUUUUCAAAGAACUCAUACAAAAUGCAGAAGACGCCGGAGCAAGUACAUGUGGAUUCCUACUUGACUUCAGAACACACCCUCCUGAAAGCCUCAUUGAUGACGGAAUGGCCCUAUGCAAUGGACCCUGUCUUUGGACCUUUAACAAUGAGCUCUUCUCAGAUGAAGAUUGGAAAAACAUUGUCAGAGUUGGUUCUGCCUCGAAAGAAAACAAAAUUGAGAAAAUUGGAAACUUUGGACUUGGGUUCAAUGCUGUUUAUCACUUGACAGAUAUUCCAUCCAUUUUGAGUGGUAAAAGUCUUCUCAUUCUCGACCCAAAUGUCACCCACCUGGAAAAGCACAUACAUAGUAAAGCAAAUCCUGGAAUUAAACUUGACUUGUUCCAAGAGAGGCUGUUUAGAAGGUUUCCUGGACAGUUCCGAUCUUAUCAAGGAAUUUUUGGUUGUGAUCUGACAAAGAGUAGCCAGAACUACUACAAAGGUACACUGAUUAAAUUACCAUUUCGCACUUCAGAGGAGGUCUGCAAGUCAGAAAUUAGCUGCAAGGUGUACGACAAAGAGGGCAUACGUGCUUUUCAGCAGCACUUCACUGAUGAUGCCCAAAGUCCCCUGCUAUUUCUUAAAAACAUAAACUCAGUGUCUCUUCAAAUCAUUUCUGAAGGUGCUUCCACACCUCCACUACAGACACAAAUUCAGACACUCCUCAGAAUCUCCAAAGAGGUAGUUUGUUCCAUGAAUAUAUCAAAUGAAAUGCAUGUUGAAGACAUCAGGAACGCUAUGGAAAAUGUGGACUCAAAUUGCCACAAAGUUGUUGAUUGCUUUACUGCACACAUUGAAGAAAUAGUUUAUGAGCAUGUUGACAGAACCACCAACCAGUACUGGCUCCUCUACUCUUGUUUAGGGACAAAGGAUUCCAUGCGAAUGUUUCAGAGAGAAUUACAGGAGUGCAAGUUUUCUCUUCCAAUUGGAGGAGUUGCUGUACCGCUACAAAAAGAAGCAGAAAAUGUUUGGUCCCCUGAUGAAAGUUGUGCAGUUGGCCAGGCCUUUUGUUUCCUUCCUCUUCCAAUUGAGACAGGCCUCCCAGUUCAUCUCAAUGGGUCUUUUGCAGUCACAUCAAACAGAAAAGCUCUCUGGCAAAGUGGUACAAAACUGGAGUGGAACAAAGCAUUACUCCAAGAUGCUAGUGCCACUGCCUAUAUCACCACACUAUUGGAGUUAAAGAAGAUGGCCCAGAACGGGAAUCUUCAAAACUAUGAUUACUACACAUUUUGGCCUGAUGCUAAAAAAGUGAGUAAAGCCUUUCAACCCUUGGUUUCCGCUUUUUACUCAGCCAUUACACAGCGCACAACUGACAGAUCUUUUGAGCUCUUCAGUAAUGGACAAAGCUGGUGCUCAAUUGACAAGGCAAGAUUUCUGGAUCCAGAGAUUGAGAGACAAAAAGCAGUGGGAGAACUUGCCAUAAAAGUAUUCCUGAAUGAUACAGAAUCAAGCUACUGUGCUGUUCCUUUACCAUUGUGGGUGAGAAAUAGCUUCAUUCAGUGUGGUUUCCGUGAGGUGGUAGAAGAGAGGACAUUUCAUUGGGUUGAGUUCUAUCAAGUUGUUUUCAAGAACUUAAACAACAUGGAUCCACACUGUAGGAAUGCUCUUAUUUUGAAUGCGAUUGAUUUGAAUGACCAUGGAGUUGAUGCAUUACUGAAAAGUAACCCAUGCAUUGCAACACAGAAAUCUGACAAACUUCAGUUCAUCAGCAAACUUGUGAAUCCUCAUGGCAAAGUAGCAUGCAUGUAUGAUCCAGAGGAAGGGCGCUUUCUUGAUGGGACCAAAAAUGACUACUUCACACCCAGAAGAAUCCAGCGCCUUUCAGGCUUGGGAAUGCUGAGUGACACUCUCACGUUGGAAGAUGUUGUAGAGAGAGCAAAGACAAUUUCAAGAGCUUGGACUGAAGAUCAAAAGAAAGCACAGAAAUGUCUCCAGUGUCUCUUUGACUGCAUGAAGGAACAUUCAAAUGAUGACCGCUCUCCACACUGGGAAACACUGAAACACAUAUCAUUCCUUCCUGCUCGGAUUAUCGAUCAGGAUAAUAAUGUGACGACCAGACUCAAAAAGCCAUCUGAAGUCUACAGUUACUGGUACUAUGAUUUGGUGAACAUGACAGAAUUCAGUGCUGAUCACUUAAAUCUACUUAUACAGCCUAACGACCCAGUCCUCACAAAAUUGGGAGUGAAUAAGACCCUACCAGUCAAGACAGUGCUCAAACAAUUAAAAGAGGCACAUGAUCGUUCGGAUACAUUUAAAAAAACAGUGCUUCUUAAUGUUGCCAAAAGCUGUUACAACUAUCUCAACAAAUAUUUGAUUGAUGGAGGAGAUCCUGCUGCUAUUAUUGACCAUGCACAAUCAAUCCCAUUUGUUCUUAUCGAAGGCCACUUUGUAAAUGUGCAGUCAAUUGCCAAGAGUGGGGGAUUUGAGGAAAAGCCUUACCUCUAUGUCCUUCCAGCCAUCUUCUCUCAAUUUGAGAAUCUUUGGAACUGUGUUGGCAUCAAAAAUCAGUUUACAGCAGAGCAGUUUGUUGCUGUACUCCAGGAAAUAAGUACUUUUCCUGGACCACUUUCAAAGUCAGGUCUUCAUACUUGUCUUUCCAUAGUCGUAAAAGGACUGUAUGAGGCAAAGGUUGAACUUAGAGACUGUCUUCUACCUGAUGAAAAAGGUGUGCUGACACAUGCAAGUAAGCUUAACUAUAAUGACAGCCCAUGGAUGCCAGUGCAAGCUGGGGUAAAGCUUUGCCAUAAACUAAUACCUCGGUCUGUUGCAUGUCAUUUUGGUGUAGUAACAACAAGACACCACACUCUGAAGAAUCAUUUAGUUGGUGGGUUUUGCCCUUUCACUCAAGAGUUUGGACAACAUGAGAAACUAACUGUUAGACUAAAGAACAUAAUGGAUGCAUAUCCAUCCAAGAAAGAUAUCCUGAAAGAACUCAUACAGAACGCUGAUGAUGCAGAGGCAACCGAAAUCCACUUUGUAUGGGACAAAAGACAGCACAAGACUGAACAAAUAUUUGGAGAGAAAUGGAAGUUGCUUCAAGGUCCAGCCCUUUGUGUGUACAACAACAAGAAAUUUUCAGAUGAAGACUUAAAGGGCAUUCAGCAACUAGGGAAAGGAGGAAAACAUGGCACAUUGGGCAGAACUGGGAAAUUCGGACUGGGUUUUAACUCUGUUUACCAGCUGACUGACUGCCCCUCUAUACUAACUGGUGAUGAAAAGCUCUGUAUAUCUGACCCAAAUCUGGAAUAUGUGGAAAGUGGUACAAAAGAGUCAGCAGGCUGCAUGUAUUUAAUGGAUGACAAAUUCAAAGAGUCUUUCAAAGAUGUUUACCAUACAUUCCUUCCCGAAAAAUUUGCUGUUCAGUCUGGAACCAUGUUCAGAUUUCCCCUCAGGACAGAAACAAUGGCAGAGAAAUCUGAGAUAUCUAGACAUGUAGUUACAGAUCAUGAAAUGCAAGAACUUAUAUAUGCUUUGACUGAAGAUCCUGAGGGACUGAUUCUUUUCUUGAAGCACAUCACAAAAAUACAGUUCAGUAUUGUUAAUACAAAUGGAACUGUACAGAAUGUUUUCCUAAUUGAGAAAAAAGUCACAGAGAGUGUUCAAGAGGAAAGGGAGAGUUUUCAUAACCAUGUCCGUAAUUCUCUCAAAUCUGGGCAGGUAAUUCCAUGUCAAACUAUCUAUAACAUGCAAAUCUCAUCUGGAAAAAAGCACAGCCAGUGGAUUAUUGCUGAACGUUUUGGCCCCCUUCUGCAAAACGGGAAAGAAGAUGGCAAUUCCAACUUCAAAGUACCUCAGGUGGCCCUGGCAGCUUGUGUAGACACAAAACCAGCCGAGGCUGAAUUCACUGGAAGAGCCUUUUGCUCACUUCCAUUGCCUGUUGAAACUGGUCUUCCUGUGCAUGUGAAUGGGAACUUUGAAGUGGAUGAUUCCAGAAGAGAUCUGUGGAAAGAGGAUGCUGAAAGUUUGAAGACCAGGUGGAAUCAGUCACUGAAACUGAACACAAUUGCACCUCUAUAUGCUGACCUCCUAAACCAUGUCUGUGCAAACUUUAAGACAGAUAAACCAUACGUAUUAGCAUUGCUCAAACCAGAACUGGACUCUUGUUUCAGAUACUUUCCAUUUGUGUCAGAAAAUGUCACUCAGGUUUGGCAUGAGAUGAUCAGUGAAGUUUAUAGAUCAAUUUACCAACAAAAUCUUCCUGUGAUACCUACUUUAAGAAGUGUUGCUGAUGACCACUCGCAUCUCUCAAAUCCAAAGUACAUUGUUAACUGGUCCACUGUCUCAAAGCCAGACCCAACAGAUUUACCUUAUUUCAUGCCACAAAGCUACAAUAACAUUCUUCAAGUUUUGGAGCACACUGGAAUGAACUUGGUACCAUACUUUCGGAAAAUGGAAAAAGUUAAGGACAGUUUUAAAAAAGCAGGUGUGAACGUGGCUGAAGUCAGUCCUUUAUCAGUGAUCAAUUAUUUGAAGAAAAAAACACUGAAUGAUCCCUCACAAACUGCUCAUGAUUUACCUUUACCUGUCAGCCAGACCUUGCUUAAAGAUGCACAGAGUUGUUCAAAGCUCCUGAAAUUUUGUCUAUCAGAUGUGAAGAUGUCUAGCACUGUUGACCUUAAUGGGCUACCUCUCCUCCUCACUCAAGACAAGAUGCUGAGAAAGUUCAGCUCUGACUCUCCAAGGCUAAUUUCAAGAUUUGCCAACAUUUUUCUGGGAUGUGAGUCAGAAUUUGCAGAUUUUUCCAUAGAUAAUAAACACAUCAAAAUUCUGCUACAGGGGAAAUACCUUGAGAAAUUAACCAUCCCAGUGGCAGCAAAGUUUUUGAAACCAGCGAUUCAGCAACUGCUGCAAAAUUCAGUGCCAAAUCAAAGGAAUGGGCUUUAUAGAGCAGAGAAAGACACCUCAUGGUUGAAAAAACUGUGGGAAUUGUUUGAUGAGCAAGCCAAAGAGAACUCACACUUUCAGUUUAGUGAAAUAAAAAAACACUUUUUUGACAGUCCAGUUUUGCCUGUCAUUUGUCAGAAGAACACACAUUUCCUACAAACGUUCAGUAAUCUAUAUAGUGUUGUUCCUGAUCUUGGAGAAUACACUUCUUCCAUUUCUUCCAUUCUUCUAAAACUUGGAUUUGUGACAUUAGACCGCACAUUUUUCUUAGGUCUUGCUCAGUUGCUGCACAAAUAUGUGGAACCAGAGCUCUUGAAAGUCAGAGACACCAGUGCUGUUUUGGAGCAGUUGUAUCAGGUUCCUCAUUCACAGUUUGAGGUGCUUUCUGCUGGUGAUGCUGAUGACGUUCAGCAUUACUUGCAAUCUGGCAUCAGGUCCUCCAAAAACACAAAUGACUAUCAGAGAAAGCUCAAGUCCUUGCCCUUAUUUGAAACAAUAUUUGGAAAGCGACAACGAAUUGAUUUGCACCAAGAUGUAUUCAUUCUGACAACUGAGUUCCAAACAAGGUUUCCAGACUUGUACAAUUUUAAUGACAGCAAUGUAAUUUUCCUCAAGUGCAGUCUUGUAAACAAAGGACUGUCAGAAAGUCUCAACAUUCAGUUUUUAGGGGACGUGGAGUACUGUGUAAAAUUCAUGCUUCCCUCAGUAGGCAAGCUCAAAGAAGCUCAGCUGCUUGAUUUAGUAAGGCUGCUAUUGGAGCUGAGACAAAAAUCAGAUUAUGAGAAUUACCAAGACAGAAUUGUUUCAGCAUUGAGGGGUGUCCAGUUUAUUCGUGACAUCCAUGAUUGCCUUCAGAUGGCCUCAUACUUCUUUGAUGACGAUAUAGACCUUUAUAAGGUUAUGCUUCCAGAAGAGAGGUUUGUGCCAAAGGCAUUUUGGAAACUAUUCCAAAGUACAAGUGAUGGAGCAAAAAGCCUUCUAAAGGAACUAGGACUAAAACAUAAAGUGUCAGAGGAGGAAAUAAUUGAAUUUGCACAUCAAAUUGAAUCAGAUUCUAGAGGUAACACUGAUCUGGAUGUUCUUAAACAGAGAUCAUCAACACUGUUCGAGGUUGUUUUGCAUGAGAGUGCUGAGAAAAAAUCAAAGUUGAUGCAGAAAAUAGCAACCAUCAAAUUUGUAUUUCCUGUGCAGAUUGAAUCAGCACUUUGUGAUUAUCACAAAGCUUUUGCUCAAGUAAGAGAUGUUGUUGCUAUUAAAGGAUCACUGUUGGAAAAAGACUUUGGUCACCAAUGUCUCAUAUGGACUGCCAUGCCAAUACUGCCCUCAAUAGACUCUCCAAGACACAUAGAUGCCUUGAAGUGUGCUGGAGCUUUGGAUAAACCUCCUUCAGAGCAAGUCAUGCAGAAUUUAAAAAAUAUCUGUAAAUCCUUGUGCAACACUGAAGCUUUACUAGGUACAAGAGCUACAGUGUUCAGCAGCUCAUAUGCGUACCUACAGUCUGUGGAUUUUGAUGCUUCUGUUUUGGCUGACAUCUCUGUCAUUCUCACUGAAAAUGACACAAACCUUGUGAAAGCCAGCCAAGCAGUCCUUUCGCUAUCAAAUCCAAAUGAGUUUAGGCCUUACUUAUACCCCAUUCAAGGGAAACAUGCAAUGUAUGCAGAAUUCUUCAAGAAGAUUGGGGUUGAAGAGAAGCCUACAAUUACACAGUUGUGUACUGUUCUACAGGAAAUCCACACAGAGUGUUGUAACAAGACAACACUUCAGCCAAACCAGCAGACAACAGUGAAACGUGUUGUACAGCAACUUUUCUGUCUGAUAAAAAAUGACUCAAAAGGAACUACUUUUCCCAAGAACACGCUCUAUCUCCCAUCAACAGAUGGGAAACUCUACGAGUCCAGCACAUUGUUUUUCAAUGACACGGUCUUUCAGGCAAAAAGAUUGGAGGACUCACUUAAAACAAAGCUGAAGCUGCUUGAGAAGCUACACCACUGUCACCUUGGAAAUGACCACUAUGAACAUCAAAAACUGUUGCAGUUGCUUCCUCAAAAAAUUUGUCCCAAGCUCCUCUCUCAGGUAAUUUCUGAACACCUGGUUGGCGUGCAGGUGCAACGCUGCGACUACCGAAAGGAAUGUGAAUUCAGUGGCUGGUUUGAAAAGCACUUGUCCUCUCAUGCGUUUCGUCAUGGUCUUAUCUGUUUGAUCAGAGAACAGAGCAAUGGUACAGUUUCACAAACUGAUGCUGCACAGAUGUGCGAAAACAUAUUUGGUAAAAUUCAAAUCAUCUGUUGCAGAACUCUCCGAACUGAGCUUUUGUUAUACCAGGAGCCACUGGAAGGUACCCAGACUGAAACACAGGUUUAUGUGCAAAAGCAGCACGGUGGGUGUAUCUUCUAUUUGAAACACAAUGAUAGCAUGGCUCUCAAAGUAGUGAAUGAAGUCACCAUGCAUCUUACCAGAGAAAUCAAUAGUCUUCUUCAAAACAUCCUGAACUCCUUAAGCCUACCAGUCCUCGGGCAGCUUUUGUUGUGUGAAAACAUGGAGGACGUUGAAAGAGCAUUGGAACAAAAUGGAAUCCAUAACAGUGUAAGUGAGGGAGAGGGGUUUGGUGCCCGUCCAAGUCCUGGAAGUCCUAUACCAGAAGAAUGGCAUGAUUGCCUUGAUAUGAGCCCCCUCAACAGUUUUGAAAAAGGGGAAUAUGUUGGCUUCAGAAAGGAUGAAUCAAAAAGUGAAUAUGUAUUUGCCAUCAUUGCAGAACGUCUGGAUGAGCUGCCAGGAGGGACCCAACGAAAUCCUCCAAGAUAUAAAAUUCAGAUUGGGAAUGACAAGUUUAUUGAAGUAAGUGCCCUUGAUCUUUAUCAGUUUAAAAGAGAAGCAAGAGCUGGGAGUGAUGAGUUUAUUGAAGUGAGCUCCACUGAUCUUCAUCAGUUUAGGAGAGAAACAAGGUCAGCUUCAAUGACAAAUGACAGCUGCACAGAAAUAGACAUUAUGCCAAAGCCUGCCACAGCCUCACAGAAGAGGCCUACACCAAAGACACUGGAGGAGGUCAAAAGAGAGAUUGACCAAAGUCUGAAAGAAAUCUGGAACAUGUCUCCAGAGGACAAAUGUAAAGCCCUUAGACGCCUUUACUUAAGGUGGCAUCCAGACAAGAACUUGGACAACCCAGAUCUUGCCAAUGAAGCCUUCAAAUAUCUAAAGAACAAGAUUGAUGAGCUGCAGCAAGGGAAGACUAAAUGCAGCACAUUCUCCAGUUCGAAUGACUUUAGAGAUUAUUGGUCCAGAUGGAAUGAAGAGGCCAGGAGUCACAGGAGGGGGCGAGAGCGAUUCUAUCAGAAUAAUUCCAGACAGUAUUAUAAUUUCUGGUCGUACUAUAGAGAUACACCAAGGCCAAACAGAGAGGAAGCCAAGCGAUGGUACAAACAAGCACAGUUUGACCUCAAUGCUGCUCAAAGUGAAACUACAGGCAAAGGGAGCCCAGAAUGGUGUCUGUUUAAAGUGCAUCAGGCAGUUGAAAAAGCCCUGAUAGCCACAGAGUACAGGAGAAGUGGCCAGCACUCAGGGAACUGCUCGAUUGCAAGCCUUGCCCAACAGAUUUCCCGUUACAGUACCCACCUCGGUGGUAUACCCAGUGAUGUAGCCCAACUCAGUGCCCUUGGUGUUGAUGCCAAGAAAACUCAGUACCCAAACUACCACCCAUCACCCCACAUACCACACGAGCAGUUCAAAUUUGAAGAUGCAAGAAAGGCAGUGAACAUUGCAACGGAGCUGCUGACGAAACUCGGCAAAUAUAUUACUGAUUGAAUGAUUUGUAUAUUGGGUUAACAAAAAAGUGUAAAUGGAGCAGUAUCAUUAUUCUUUCUGAUCAAAAUACAGAACUGCUGUAGAAAUUCACAAGUAAAAUGGUGAUUAAUCCUGUUCCUUGUUUAUUCCAGUUCUUUUGUAGUUGUUGCUUCUACUUAUUGCAACUCUCCUGUUUUUUUAUAUUCUUUUCAUUCAUUAUGCAUUAUUGAUUUUCAUUAUUGAUUUUCUUCUGAUCCUUUUGUAAUUGUCUCAAUAAUAAAUAAUACAUGUU